Molecule: messenger RNA, 687 nt
Organism: Vigna unguiculata (cowpea)
Lineage: Eukaryota; Viridiplantae; Streptophyta; Magnoliopsida; Fabales; Fabaceae
Biological process (GO): DNA repair; telomere maintenance
Molecular function (GO): DNA helicase activity
Source: RefSeq, a predicted model, not a curated record
AUGUCUGUUAUCCAAAAACACACUCACUCUUUACAAGAACUAAACCCUGAGAAGGAGAGUUGGAAUAUCCUUGCAAGAGUUGUAUGGUUAUGGUUUGUUGAAGAUUACACAAAAGGAAAAACUCAAUUUUCCAUGGAAAUUGUUCUUCAAGACCAAGAGGGUGUACUAAUCCAUGCAUUUGUUAGACGCACAUUGAUAUACAAAUUCCAGUCUGAAAUCAAAGAGGACAAGGUUUACACCAUCCAAUCUUUGAGUGUUUCAUGUAAUGGUGGUUCUUAUAGAACCACAAAACAUGCCUAUAAGAUCAACUUCCAAUUUGAAACCAAGGUCAAUAUGGUUCAAAGUACCUUAGUUCCGAAAACUACAACUUCAUACACCCCUUUUUCAACAAUCAUAGCUGCUGGUUUUGACACAGAUUACUUAGUUAAUGUGAUUGGGAUGUUUACUGGUGUUGGAAUAGAGAGGGAGCUAGAGAAAGCUGGUAAGAAAACCAAAAUGAAUGUCAUCCUUAUGGAAGCUGAUGGGAUGUGGGAUAAUACUGAAUCUCCUUCUCAAGCUCUUACCCAACUUUGUGCUUCUUCUAAAGUUAGCUUAGAAGAUGAUUUCAUUAAGUUGCAUCCUAGGAGUUCAAUUGAAGGAAAGUACUUUUGUAGUAAAAGCUACUAUCAAACAUGUGCUAGAUCAUGA